This is a messenger RNA of Necator americanus (New World hookworm), 300 nucleotides long. RefSeq lists its product as uncharacterized. NCBI's taxonomy places the organism in Eukaryota, Metazoa, Nematoda, Chromadorea, Rhabditida, Ancylostomatidae. The coding region runs from base 1 to 300 and encodes 99 amino acids. The transcript is spliced from 3 exons. The record is from RefSeq and is a predicted model, not a curated record.
AUGAUUGACUUUGCUAUGUUCGAGUGCGAAAUUGAGCCGACCAAUGCAAAGGAACCUAAGUCGCCUGUCCCGGAAGAGGCCCCCUCUUCACCUGUCAGAGACCAACGUCUCCACUCCAUCCGCAAACAUCUCGAGCAGGUCUACGAAGCCGAUCGCAUUCUUUUGUGGAAGAUGACGCAUUGUACAGCGUAUACCCAGAUGACAGAGAUCAUUGCUGGUUUAAGAUUGGUUCGAAGACUUGAAUGUGCUAUUCAGCAACGAUUAUUCGAAUAUUUACAACUUCCCCACUCGAUUAACUAG